AAAAUUAAAAACGUUUCGUCGUCCGAAAAGACAUAUCAAUGGCGUUUUGACUCGAGUCCUAUCUCCGUUUCUAUCCUCUCUCUUCCCUUCUCCUCCUUCUCUGUUCCGUUAAACCCUACGAGCUUCUCGCAGUAGAAGGAAACCAUGAAUCCCACAGCAAUCAUCAACGCUCCAAUCUCACCUUCCACUCGCUCUCCUCUACUCUCCCACUUCCUCACUCCGUUGUUAUCAAACUCUCACUCUCCAAAUCGCCGUCGUUACCUCACUUCCUUCCCUCGUUGCGCAGCAGCUACUACUCCCUCCGAACAACAACCACCACUGGUGUAUAACAAGAAGGAGCUCACUGGAUUGCAACCAAUCGUAGAGAAAAUGUCCCCGCCGGUGAGGCUAACGGCCUCUGCUGUCGUUUUAGCGGCCUCUUUAGCUACUGGCUAUGGGCUUGGGCUUCGCUUAGCGGGCUCAAGGAGUAUCGCUCUCGGUGGAGCUGCUGUAGCGGGAGCUGCAGGUGGAGCUGUUGUCUAUGCUUUGAACUCUGCUGUACCGGAGGUUGCUGCUAUCGGGUUGCAUAAUUUUGUAGCCGAAUUCGAAGAUCCUGCUUCUGUGACGAAAGAGGAUAUCGAGAAAAUCGCUUCUAGGUAUGGUGUUAACAAAGGAGAUGAGGCGUUCCAAGCUGAGAUAUGUGAUAUAUAUUGCCGGUAUGUAACUUCGGUGCUUCCAAGUGAAGGAGAGUCUCUUAAAGGAGAUGAAGUGGAGAAGAUUGUUAAAUUCAAAAGUGCUUUGGGAAUAGAUGACCCUGAUGCAGCUUCUAUGCACAUGGAGAUUGGGCGGAGGAUUUUUAGGCAAAGGCUUGAGACUGGGGAGCGUGAAGGUGAUGCAGAACAGCGUAGGGCAUUUAUGAGGCUUGUCUAUGUUUCAGCUCUUGUGUUUGGAGACGCUGCCUCCUUCCUUUUACCUUGGAAGCGAGUGCUGAAGGUCACAGAUGCUCAGGUUGAGAUUGCUAUUCGUGAAAAUGCAAAGCAGCUGUAUGCCGAAAGGUUGAAAUUAGUUGGUAGAGAUAUUAACGUAGAUAACCUUGUGGAUCUUAGAAAAGCACAACUAUCAUUCAAGCUUUCUGAUGAGCUUGCCGAAGAGCUGUUUAGAGAACAUACAAGGACAGUAGCCAUAGAGAAUAUUACAUCUGCACUUGGCGUACUAAAAUCCCGCACACGAGCAGUGAAGAGUAUGUCACAUGUUGUGGAAGAGCUUGAAAAAGUACUGGAGUUUAACAACCUGCUGGUUUCCUUGAAAAGUCAUUCAGAGGCAGAUAAUUUUGCCCGGGGUCUUGGCCCUAUAUCUUUAAUAGGAGGUGAGUCUGACUUUGAGAGGAGGAUGGAUGAUUUAAAGCUACUUUAUAGAGCAUAUGUUACAGAUGCUUUAUCGAGUGGGCGCAUCGAAGAAAACAAGCUUGUGGCAAUGAGCCAACUGAGAAACAUCCUCGGACUAGGAACACGGGAGGCUGAAGCUAUUAGUGUUGAUGUCACGUCCAAGGCAUACCGUAAAAGACUUGCUAACGCUGUUACAAGUGGUGACCUUGAAGCACAAGACAGUAAAGCAAAAUAUCUUCAAAAGCUUUGCGAAGAGCUGCACUUUGAUGCACAAAAGGCAAGCGCAAUCCAUGAAGAAAUCUAUAGGCAGAAGCUUCAACAAUGUGUUACUGAUGGAGAGCUGAGCGAUGACAAUGUUGCUGCUUUGUUAAGGUUAAGAGUCAUGCUCUGCAUUCCUCAGCAAACUAUUGAGGCAGCUCAUGCUGACAUUUGUGGAAGCAUAUUUGAAAAGGUUGUCAGAGAAGCAAUUUCUUCUGGAGUGGAUGGCUAUGAUGCUGAAACUCGCAAGUCAGUAAGAAAGGCUGCUCAUGGUCUUCGGUUAUCCAGAGAGACUGCCAUGUCUAUUGCUAGCAAGGCUGUCCGUAGAGUUUUCACAAACUAUAUCAGACGAGCAAGAUCGGCAGAGAACCGCACUGAGUCAGCAAAGGAGCUCAAGAAAAUGAUUGCUUUCAACACGUUAGUUGUGACUGAAAUGUUGGCUGACAUUAAGGGAGAAUCUUCUGAUAAAGAACCUGAGAAGCCUGUUCAAGAGAAAGAAGAAGAUGCUGAAGAUGAGGAAUGGGGAUCCCUUGAAUCGCUCAGAAAGACAAGACCUGACAAAGAACUCGUGGAGAAGAUGGGAAAGCCUGGCCAGACUGAGAUAACUCUUAAAGAUGACCUUCCCGACAGGGACAGGAUCGAUCUCUACAAAACAUACUUGCUCUACUGUCUAACCGGAGAGGUAACAAGAAUCCCGUUCGGCGCCCAGAUCACAACAAAGAGAGACGACUCAGAGUAUUUGCUUCUGAAUCAGCUUGGUGGGAUCCUUGGACUAACUUCGAAAGAAAUUGUCAACAUUCACGUAGGUUUAGCCGAGCAGGCUUUCAGGCAACAAGCUGAAGUGAUUCUAGCUGAUGGGCAAUUGACAAAGGCAAGAGUAGAGCAGUUAGACGAGUUGCAGAAACAAGUUGGGUUGCCUCAGCCACAAGCGGAGAAGGUUAUAAAGAACAUAACAACCACAAAAAUGGCAAACGCGAUAGAAACAGCUGUCAACCAAGGAAGACUGAACAUAAAGCAGAUAAGGGAGCUCAAGGAGGCAAACGUGAGUCUGGACAGCAUGAUCGCUGUGAGUCUGAGAGAGAAACUGUUCAAGAAGACAGUGAAUGACAUAUUCUCAUCAGGAACAGGUGAAUUCGAUGAAACUGAAGUCUACGAGACAAUCCCGUCUGAUCUCAGUAUUGAUGUUGAAAAGGCAAGAGGUGUUGUCCAUGACCUUGCUCGGAGUAGAUUAUCAAACUCCCUGAUUCAAUCCGUUGCAUUACUCAGGCAGAGAAACGCCAAAGGAGUGGUCUCAUCGCUUAAUGAUUUGCUUGCAUGCGACAAAGCUGUUCCCGCUGAGCCACUGUCGUGGGAGGUCUCGGAGGAAUUAUCUGAUCUGUAUAGUAUCUAUUCAAAGAGUGAUCCUAAACCGGCACCGGAAAAGGUAUCGAGGCUACAAUAUCUGCUGGGAAUAGAUGAUUCAACUGCAACUGCCCUCACUGAGAUGGAAGAUGGUGCAUUCUCUUCUGCUGCAGAAGAAGGCAACUUCGUUUUCUAAGUCUGGCUUUAGUUUUUGAAUGUUAUGGUUGAGAGAGGAAAAAUGACUAUUUAUUGUUAAAAUUUACCGAAGCCUGUGAAAAUUUUGUAUCAGAACCAAACUUGAUCUGAUUGGAGCAAUUUGAAAGUCUACGAACGAGAAUAGAACUAUGUAUGAUUCCCUCAAACAAGGCUAUGCUAACGGAGC
This is a messenger RNA of Eruca vesicaria subsp. sativa (arugula), 3345 nucleotides long. The record is from the annotation of a GenBank genome assembly. Lineage: Eukaryota; Viridiplantae; Streptophyta; Magnoliopsida; Brassicales; Brassicaceae.